AGGAGUCAUUCUCACUCUCUCACUCCAGCUCUCUUGACCCGGAGCCAUUCUUUGCUUUUUCAGAAAACAAACGGGAUUAAAGUCCAGGGCUGGGACUUCCUCCUUGGGGUGUUUGACAAGGACUGACGUACUCUAGGCCCUUUGAAUCCCGGAAGUCCAGGACACACCCAACUUUUGGUGCAGCAUCCUGAAUGCCGGAGCAUAGGUAAAAGGACUGAAGCAAACAUUUCACCAUGAGGGACCCACUGACAGAUUGUUCGUAUAAUAAAGUAUACAAGAACCUAAAGGAGUUUUCUCAAAAUGGAGAAGAUUUCUGCAAGCAGAUCACAUCCAUUCUUCAGCAAAGGGCAAAUUUGGAAAUCAGUUAUGCCAAAGGACUUCAGAAACUGGCAACCAAACUGAGCAAAACAUUACAGAGCACAAAGAAAAACUGUCUUGUCAGUGCCUGGGCCUGGGUCUCGGAGGGCAUGAAGUCGGCAGCGGACCUGCAUCAAAAACUUGGCAAAGCAAUUGAGUUGGAAGCAGUAAAGCCAACUCAUCAAGUCCUGAGUGCACAUGAAAAGAAGAGAAAAUCACUUGAUAAUGAAGUUGAAAAGACAGCAAAUCUUGUCAUUAGCAACUGGAGUCAUCAAAUUAAGGCCAAGAAGAAAUUGAUGGUUAGUACCAAGAAGCAUGAAGCGCUUUUCCAUCUUGUAGAAAGCUCCAAGCAAAUUACGACCGAGAAGGAGAAGCAGAAGCUCCUCAAUAAACUGAAAAAAUCAACUGAGAAGUUGUCAAAAGAAGAUGAAAACUACUACCAAAAAAACAUGGCCAGCUGUUCUGCCAGACUAAAAUGGGAGAACACACUGGAAAAUUGCUUCCAGAGCAACCUGGAGCUGGAGAAGGAAAGAAUUCAACUCUUAUGCAAUAACUUAAACCAGUACUCCCAACAUAUUUCUGUUUUUGGCCAAACCCUGACCACAUGCCACACGCAGAUUCACUGUGCCAUCAGCAAGAUAGAUGUCGAAAAUGAUAUCCAGGCUCUCGUGGAAGAAACCGCAGUUUUAUCUACAGAAAAUAAAUCUGAGUUCCUAUUAACUGAUUACUUUGACAGUCUGUCUAAAGGUCUUCUCUCCACCAAUAUUCAGGGUCCUCGCUUUUCUCCUUCCUACCAGGAAGAAGAUCCUAAAAAUGCAAUGAGUAAAGAGCGACAGGCAUCUUCAAUAAAAUCAAAACUGUUGAGACUGCAAAAAGAUAUUGAAAAAGCCUCACGAGACCAGGAAGGCCUGGAACGAAUGCUGAAGGCAUACUCCAGCCACUCCUCCUUCUCAGACACAGAGAGCCAAAAAAGCACAGCAGCCUUAAUGGACGAGAAUAACUUGAAACUAAACCUUUUGCAAGCAAACGCCUAUAAACUGUCAUCCGUCUUAGCAGAACUUGAGCAAAGACCUCAACCCAACCAUGUCUGUAGUAACUCCAUCUUCAAGUGGAAAGAAAAGCAGCAGACCCAUAGUUCUGUAAAAAUAUCUCGGCCUUUUCUGACAAAGAGAUUAGAGAAUGUUGUGAGCAGGUCAUCUUCUGGUGGGCAGAGAAUUCCAAGUUCUUCAUCUACAGCCUCCGGUGUGACCCAGCUCGGCAAUGGUCUUUGCAAGGCCUUAUAUUCUUUUCAAGCCAGGCAAGAUGAUGAAUUGAAUUUGGAAAAAGGUGACAUUGUGACUAUACACAAGAAGAAAGAUGAAGGAUGGUGGUUUGGUUCUUUAAAGGGAAAAAAAGGCCAUUUUCCUGCUGCUUAUGUGGAGGAACUCCCUUCAACUGCCGGGGCCACAUCUUCACAAGCAUAAGCAAGAUUCUGAAGGCGUCGCCUUACACUCUGUAAAUUAUACAAUGUGGUGCAAAUAAAGGCGAAAGCUGUGAU
Messenger RNA from Balaenoptera musculus (blue whale), 1894 nucleotides. RefSeq names its product nitric oxide synthase trafficking (gene NOSTRIN). The record is from RefSeq and is a predicted model, not a curated record. Lineage: Eukaryota; Metazoa; Chordata; Mammalia; Artiodactyla; Balaenopteridae. Gene Ontology annotation, cellular component: plasma membrane; cytoplasm. Gene Ontology annotation, molecular function: protein binding. Bases 234 to 1820 code for a protein of 528 amino acids. Gene Ontology annotation, biological process: signal transduction. The transcript has 17 exons.